Molecule: messenger RNA, 1296 nt
Organism: Trichoderma atroviride IMI 206040
Lineage: Eukaryota; Fungi; Ascomycota; Sordariomycetes; Hypocreales; Hypocreaceae
Biological process (GO): lipid biosynthetic process
Source: RefSeq, a predicted model, not a curated record
AUGGCAGAGACUUGGCUUCAAUCGGCUGCCCGUAACUCAGUCUUUGAGGUUUUAAAACGCCUUCAACACGGCCGCUUAACUAUCGCAACCAAGUACACCAACGAAAAGAGUCAGAGCGUAACUUUUGGCAAUGGAAGCUCCGAAUCAGAUCUUGUUAUCGUAGUUAUUAUCAAAAAUCCUCAAGUAUUUGUUCGGCUCUGUCAAGGAUUUGACUUGGGAGUCGCAGAGUCAUACAUGGCACAAGACUUGGAAUGUGAUAAUCUUGUUGGUCUAUUCUCGCUUUACAUAAGGAAUAAAGACUUUUUGAGCGCCUCCGCUGGUAGCCUUCUAUAUACAUUCCUACCUCGCGCAGCGCAGUAUCUCUUACCGACCAAUGACACCAUAAAUGCCCUCAAGAAUGCAUCGUUCCAUUAUGAUACUUCCAACAAACAUUUUGCCGGCUUUCUAUCUCCUGAUAUGAACUACAGUUCUGCUAUCUGGUCAGGCGAGCCGGGAGAAUCGCUCGAGUCAGCUCAGCGCCGCAAGGUCCAGAAUAUCCUCGAUAAAGCCGACAUAUCAUCCACCAAUCAUGUUUUGGACAUUGGAUGCGGCUGGGGAAAUUUGGCCAUUACUGCCGUUCAGCAGACUGGAUGCCGGGUAACUGGUCUCACCCUGUCGGCAGAGCAGAAAACACUUGCUGAAGAACGGAUCAAGGCUGCGGGUCUGCAGGACAAGAUCACCAUCUUGCUCUGUGACUAUCGCAAAGCCCCUGUUCCCGAGGGUGGAUAUGACCGAAUCAUCUCCAUCGAGAUGCUGGAGCACGUUGGUGACAAGUUUAUGAAUACGUACUUUGAACACAUUUCCAAAUAUUUGAAGCCAAACGGAGGCCGCAUGGUAGUUCAAGGCAUUACAAAAAUUAACUCUCUGAACGCCAGUGGCCAAGCUCUAGGUGACUUUCUCUACCAGUACAUCUUUCCGGGAGGAUACCUUCCGACCAUCAACCAGCUCUUGACAUCAAUUCACAGCGGCUCCAACGGCACGCUGGAAGUAGAAACGGUUGAGAGCAUUGGGCCUCACUACGUUCAAACACUGCAAAGCUGGAAAGACAACUUUGACGCAAACUGGGACAGCAUCAGAGAGGACUUUGUGGGCAAGAAUCCCGAAGCCACAGAGUCGACAAUUGAAGCGCAUCGGCGACGGUGGAUAUAUUAUUUCCAAUAUUGUCUAGCUAUAUUCAAGAUGCGCGUUCUAGACGACUAUAUUAUUUCUGCUAUUCGGACUCCUUGGCCUGAAAUGCAGUCAAAUAUUCCGCACUAG